AUGGAACAGACGAGAUCUUCCGCGAGAAGCAAUGACAGCAUUGUACUGACACCCGAGCGACAUGAUACGCGGCAAAACACGUUGCCGAUGGCGAUUGCAGCUGCUCUUCCACUGCGACUAACAGCGAACAAGAAGCCGCAUAAGCUGACGCCACUGGAGAAAAAGGAGCGCGAUCGACUGCGCAUGAAAGAGCAGUCUCAGCGUCGCAAGCAAGCGAUCAAGGAUCAGCUCGACCAAGCCAAUCGGUUCGCUCAGCAGAAAGCAUCAAGUGCGAGCUGGCAUCAACAGGAGAGACUGGAAGAAGAGCUGGUGCUUCGACGUUUGGAGCGUGAUGUUGUCGAGCCCCAACGCUGUCAUCCUGCUGCUGCAGGGUAUUGUUUCGAUGACACUGCACAGAAAUUCACUACAAGCUCGCCCGUGUUUGCGUCGUAUUCCUAUGCGCUGUGUCCGCCGUCUCAAGCUUCACGUUUUCAGCUGCAAUCUCGCUCGGGACUUCAAAGGACCAUUAUACGGACUGAAGCAGAGUAUCUCCAUCCAGCAUGUCACGGAUAUGCGAUGACCAAGCAUGACGACAGUAGCUGUAUCUCACCCGUGUUCUUCUUCACAGGCUUCGCAAAGAUUCCGCUGGAUAAAAUCGUCAUGAAGCAAGAAGAUGACUCGGACGAAUCUGACAAUGAGGAUGAAGAUGUCGCUUCGAUGUGCUUAGUGUGCAAGAAACCCACAGAUACACCAGGAUGUCCAGGAUGUUUUUCAUAUUCCAGUAAGAAAUACCUUGAAAUUGAGGUUUCUAAAGCUACCCAGAGACUCAAGACGCCGAAGACCACGUUUCAAGAACAAGAAGACCAACGCGCUCGACACAAGGCUUUACAAAGACAGAUCAUCAUCCCGCCGCUACUACCCAGGCUCAAUUCAUCACUAUCGGAGGCAGAUCUACUCCAUAGGACCCCGCAGAACGACGAACACAGCUUCUACUCGACUGUUCUUCCUGAUUUCCAAGCAAUCCGCAAGUAUAGAACACUCUCUGUUAACUUCAUCACACUCCACAUCAAGAGCUUGCCUGUCGGUCAGUUAAUCUCCUUGACCGUAGAUCUCAAAAGCUCGGUGUCGUAUUUGUACGAGCUGUAUCGGGCGAACACGGAGCUACCCAACCGACCUUUGCAUCUACUACUGCCAACGACGCACGGUUUGUUCUACCUCGACGAGCAUAUCGCGUCUGCUACGUACACAACAAACGGAGUUGUUAAUGGCAAACUUCUCCUCGAAGACUUCAACCUCCAGAAGACAACACCUCUAUACAGUGAUCGUGUUGACGACAGUAACACGAACAGCGAGUUUUUGCUCUUUGCGGUGGCCGUUCUGCACCCUCAAAGCACCCCGCGGCUUGUUCUGAACUACGUGCAGCAGAACUUCCACUUCAAGCCACCAGAAUGUCGAUCUCUGAGCCCACUAGUGAUAUCUGUGGACAGCAAGGACAACAGUGGCUUGCCCCAUUGGACUCGACUGGUUCCUGCUGCGUUCCUCCUCCCAAAAGCUGUGGACCAAGACGCAUUUCAAGUCCAGAUUCGACCUCAUAUCCACGCCAUGCACGUGUUCGCCAGAACGAAUUACGCUAUUAUUGCUGCAGAGCAACGUGAAGAGCGUGAACGACUGCUGCUUCUUGCACAUCAAGAAGCAAAGGCGGCCAAGCUCGCGUUGAAGAAGAAGCUUCGGGAUCAACAGACCGCUACUGUCUCCAUCAAGGUUCGACGAGCUUUGGCCUACUUUGAGUUCAUCUGUGAGAGUACGAGCAAUCCCCGUCGGCCUCGUGUUGCAGAGGAACGGCUGGGUAAGUUGUGGCAGUUCGUGCAGAUGCUGGAAGAGUGGAAGAUCCUCAAAGGUGGUCGCUUGCUGGACAUUGAGCGCUCGGACGUGACGCUGUCCUUGGUGCAGCAGCUAAAGGAGACCGCGUCUGUGGCGUUCAACCAGAUGAUGUUGAGCUCCAAGACUCUUAAGACUGACAAAGGUGGAGGCACACUGCCAUAUCCUGUACUCUGUCUGGAAGGUAGCGGCACUACACGCAAGCUCGUGUUGCGACUGGGCUCUAGGAUGGGCGUCACGCCGCAAGACGACCACGACUACGGCAUGGUACUUGAUAUGGACCAAGACUUCGAAGCACUUGAGAGAGAAGAACCUACGCGAGGAUAUAUGAAGCGGACAGAGGCACAAGAUGAGCAAACGGUCGGGACUUGGGAUGAUGCGGAAUGGAGACACAAAGGGAGGAGCUCGUCGACGAUGGCGCUGCUAAUUUCGAGCUCUGAUCUGCUGUCUCCUCCAUUCUAUCGGAUCAAGUGGCCUUUGAUCGUCAAGGCCUACAAGCUGGUGUUGAAGAAAGUAGCGUUAGUCAGCUCAAAGCUCGAUGAGUUCAACUCCUUAGCUAGAGUACUGCAAACUUCUGACGCGGUUCUCAGCAAGACUCAGCUUGCGAAGUGGCAGGCAGACGUGAAUCAUUUCCUCACUACUUUGCACGACAACUGCGCCAUGGCUCGAGCGGUGCAACGAGUGCUCAGUAAGAAAGGCGUCGCUGUGCUUAGGCGUCGAGCACAAGCACGACGUAAGCAGCUGCGAGACCGCGAGAAAGAGUUAGAGCGCUUGCGAGAGCUGCAACUGGAGCGCGACCGCCCGAAACUCACGCUGGCGCAGCAGCUUAAAGUCGCGUUCAUCAAGGAGAGAGCGCCCAAGUUGCGCGAGGCGGUGGAGCUUACGCCAGCCGAGAAACUGGGCGCUAAGACUGGCGAACUAUUGGGCAAAGCUGCUUCAGGGGUGGUCAAGGCGGCCCGCCAGGCCAAGAAGGAGUACGCAGUGCGCACGCUAUAG
Molecule: messenger RNA, 2853 nt
Organism: Phytophthora infestans T30-4
Lineage: Eukaryota; Oomycota; Peronosporomycetes; Peronosporales; Peronosporaceae
Exons: 4
Coding region: 1-2853 (950 amino acids)
Source: RefSeq, a predicted model, not a curated record